Messenger RNA from Volvox carteri f. nagariensis, 876 nucleotides. RefSeq lists its product as uncharacterized. Bases 1 to 876 code for a protein of 291 amino acids. The record is from RefSeq and is a predicted model, not a curated record. The transcript is spliced from 11 exons. NCBI's taxonomy places the organism in Eukaryota, Viridiplantae, Chlorophyta, Chlorophyceae, Chlamydomonadales, Volvocaceae. Gene Ontology annotation, molecular function: oxidoreductase activity.
AUGUUUAAUCAGGCCACACCACAUCCCAAUGCGCUUAAUGGGUCGAUGGCUUUGCCUUUCUUGGCACUGACGCGCCUAGCUCCGCGCAGCCUUCCUUUGUUCCUGGAUGGGGCUUACGUGGCGUGGUCCCUCUUCGCACUGGCGGCCUCGGCCUUCAUGGGGGCCAAGUUGCCAAAGGCCAUGAUUACCAUCCCGCAGAUCCUUGGAUGCGAUGUGGCGGGUUUGGUUUUGGAGGCCGACCCCUCCAGCAAGUUCAAGGUCGGGGACCGAGUGGUUGGAUGCACCGGUCAAAUUAUGGAUCGCUGGGCCUUAGGCACCUAUGCCGAGUUCGUGUGCUGCCGAGAGAACCUGCUGACAGCCAUACCGCCGGGGGCACUGGCGCCCUCCAUGCCCCUAGCGGGCAAGCGAGUGCUGGUGCUGGGGGGUGCCGGCGGUGUGGGGCACUUCGCCGUGCAGGAAACGCUCACGACAGCAGCGGGUGAUCCGUACGAUUUGGUGGUUGAUCUGGUUGGUGAUGAGCCCUCCUGCUGGGGAUUGUUGCGGAGGGACGGCCGCAUGGCGGUGGUGUCAUUUGACAAGAUCAUGCAGGGGCGGAACGGCAUAUGGCUGGUGCUGCUCAUCAUGGGGCGAGUGAUACGGCUAAAGCUGGCGUCGGCGCUGGGUCUCUGUCCCAAGUAUGACAGUGUGAUGCAGGACCUGGCACCGGAAAAAGGACUAAAUCAGCUUUUGGAGCUGCUUGCUGAGGGCCGCGUGCGGGUGCAUGUGGAGCGGCAGGUAACCCUGGAGCAGGUGGUUGAGGCACACGAGCACGUGGAGCGAGGCAGGACGCGGGGCAAGGUCGUGAUACGGGUGGAGGGAUCCUCUGGAAAUGAGUGA